Penicillium chermesinum is the source of this 645-nucleotide messenger RNA. RefSeq names its product class I SAM-dependent methyltransferase. The transcript has a single exon. NCBI's taxonomy places the organism in Eukaryota, Fungi, Ascomycota, Eurotiomycetes, Eurotiales, Aspergillaceae. Gene Ontology annotation, molecular function: S-adenosylmethionine-dependent methyltransferase activity. The record is from RefSeq and is a predicted model, not a curated record. The coding region runs from base 1 to 645 and encodes 214 amino acids.
AUGAUCGCUCGCGCGAAAGAGUUCGAGUCGGGCGCGAGUGCCGGCUCGUCUCCCAUCGACUACACGGUGGAGGAUCUGGAAAAGGUCACUUUCAAAGACCAAAGGGAAAUUGAAUCCUACCACCUCGUGUACAGCUCACUGGCAUUCCACUAUGUUGAAGAUCUGGCCAGGCUCUAUCGAGAAAUCCACACUUCUUUGAAGCGCAGUGGCAAGCUAGUGUUCUCGGUGGAGCACCCCGUCAGCUCCGGGCCUAUCCACCCUGGGCCGGAAUGGGAGACACUGGAAUCGGAUGGAAAAGAACGGACAAUCUGGCCAUUGAACUCGUACAGUGAGGAGGGGUGGCGGACAACCAGUUGGCUUGGAGUUGAGGGGGUGCGGAAGUAUCAUCGCACCCUAGAAACAUACGUCAAGAUUCUUCUAGAGAGUGGAUUUAAAUUGACAGGGCUCAUAGAGUGGUCCCCCUCCCUUGAAGACAUUGCUGAGCAUCCCGAUUGGGCUCAUCAGAGACAUCGUCCUUUUUUUCUUACUCAUUUCCGCCGAGAAGCAAUGACAGGCCGCGUGAAGUAUGAUUUCCAAUGUGAUUCCUUCAAUUUACUCUACUUGUCAGUUACCGUAAACCCAAGAAAACCAGGAUCAUUCCGAUGA